Molecule: messenger RNA, 4768 nt
Organism: Diprion similis
Lineage: Eukaryota; Metazoa; Arthropoda; Insecta; Hymenoptera; Diprionidae
Product: transmembrane protein 94
Exons: 26
Coding region: 266-4441 (1391 amino acids)
Molecular function (GO): nucleotide binding
Source: RefSeq, a predicted model, not a curated record
ACGGCAGUAAGCACUAAGCAGAAAAUCGCAUGCGCACAUGUCGAGCAUCCGUUUGUGAUUUGGGGUGGACGGACAGAAAAGGGGUCAAAAUAUCAAGUGAUUUGCAGUGACCGAACGUCUCGAUGUCUGGUAGAGCGAUUCGACCAUGUCCUUAACCCCUCUAAAACGAUUGUCUGAUAAGAAAAAAAUCGCUGCCAUUUACGUCCACUGAUACCCCUCGGAUAUCGGACGCAUUUACGUUCUGUUUUGAUGAAACGACGAAGAUAUGGAGGGUGAUAGGCGAGAUGUCGAUGCGGGGAUGGAAAUGGAAACAGAAAAAAAUGAGAGCUUGGGCAAGGAUAAAUUGGGCUUAACGACAACCGUGGCUCUAGAAAUAUUGGGCAGAGAUAUCAGGCGUGUCGUUGACGAAUACGAGGCUAACUACAAGAAAAAUAGAAUGUACACGGCUUGGCUUAAGGAUUCGCUCCACCAUUGUAGCCAGUACACAACGCUUUGCUGGACAUCGUCCCUGGCUCUAUUGUUGAAUGCUGUUGCGCUAAUCGCCCUCUACUUUGUUGGAAAUGAGUUCUGGUCCAGAUCACUUCUACCCUCUGGAAUAAUAGUUUGCUGCCUUGUGUCGUUCAAUUUUUUUCUAGUCGCUUGCGAUAAUAAACUUCGACAUCAAGAAAUAUUACACAGGGUGAAGAUUUUACUUGAACAAAUUGAAAAUGCCCAAUUUGCGUGCAACUGGAACAUAGAAAACUACCCUCAUUUGUGCAGCCCUUUAUCACCAUGCCUCACCUUGCAAUGGACAUAUCGAGAUGGUAAAGUUGUAAACUUGCCUUGGGCUCUGCUCGUCGCUGGAGAUGUGAUUGUGAUUAAGCCAGGCCAGCAAAUUCCGGGUCACUGCAUUCCCUACAAUGACGAAGGGCCGAUCCUCCAUGCUAAGGAGGUUUACAGCCCGCCUGUUCACAGCGCGAAUGAGAUAUUUUCCAAUCCAAAGGCUCGUACGCCUCUGAAAAACAAGAUCUACAAACUUCAGGAAACACCGUACUUGACCAACCUCAGAAUGGCUUUGGACCAAGCGCUGGAUAGGCCAGUUACAUAUCAUAAUCGAGAACGUCAUCUAGUCAUGAUUUGUUGCAUCGAGCAGUUGGCCUACCCCAUUAUUUUAAUCGUAGUAUUACUUGUCAACUUAUUACGUCAUUUGUAUCUAUCGAAGGACGUCGGCAUCGGCCACUGGACUGAAAUGUUUUUACUUCAACCGAUCGCCGUGACACUUCCUCUCUUACCGCUAGUUUUUCCCGCUGCUUGGCUGGCUUUGAACUGCUUUGGAAUGGCCAGAUUCAAAGCCUUGUUUAAGUUGUACCAGUCUUCAAAAAAAAUGCAGUUUGUAGAUCCCUUCGAGGAUGCUGAUAUUUCUGGACCAAGCAACCCAGAAGUUGUUUACAACUGGUCAGAAGUCAGGCAGUACUUCGUCAAUAUUUUUGUUGGCAGAGAACACAUGAUGUCCAGAUCUGCCAAUAUACUUCACGUCCUGGGAUCGGUCACUGCGUUGUGCUGCGUGGACAAAAAAGGGAUAUUGUCAUGGCCGAACCCAACGGCAGAGAAAGUUUUCUUCCUUCGUAACGCAAGCACUGUGUCUCAAACAUCUAGUAACGAAAGCAUGGAGAAAACUGCCGAUCUGCUCUCAUCUCACAAUGAACAGGGAAAACAUGACACGAAUAGAAUAUCUUACGCGCAACAUGACAUGUCACACUCGGUAGCUGAGGUUCUAGAUCUGACGCAUGAUCAUGCCCUACCUUUUCGAUUGGAGUUUGACGACCACGCUUGGAAGCAGCAUAUAAAUUCGCUGAAACCAUUAGGCUUGGCUAUUCUUCUUAAUACGUGCAAUAUGGACACGCAGGAACACUAUACUCAGUUCUGUUGUCACGUCACUUGCGAAGCUCUCUACAACGAAAAUCUUGUCCCUGUUACUAAUCGAAGAUGCUUGUGUGAACUGGCUAAGCAAAUCGGAUUUCAAGAUCAAGCCCAGGAGAUAUUCAAGCUUGAAGAACAACUGUCGACCUUCAAGCAUGUACAGCCCGAAAUGGUGAGAAGAGACAUAAAGUUUGCUCGAUCGUUGAGCCUCUCAACAAAGUUGAAAUUCCCAUUUCCGCACAUGGUGUCUGUCGUGGUAAGGGAGAGGAGCGGCGGAGGGUUGCAACUGCUAGCCCAAGGGACAGCGGACAUAAUUUUGGACUCGUGCAUCGAAUUUUGGGAUGGUCACGACUUGUGUCCCUUGUCCGCUAGCGACAGAAAGAAAGUGCAGGACUUCUAUCAGCGCACGAGCUUGACGUCGUAUUGUACGGCGUUUGCUUAUAGACCGCUGACGCGAAGUGUCAAUAGCAAAUUGUCGGAGAUAUAUUUAGAGCUUCCUACAGACAGUAAACAUUUGUAUACGCCGCAUCGAAGCCCAACUCCGCUCCCUUGGGACUUCAGGAAUGUUCUAGACCCGAGAGUUAGGGGCGUGAUUGGGCAAUUUCAUUCGACAGAUUCGCUUUUGUGCAACGAGAAUAAAGAUGAGGAGGUGAAUGACAUCGAAGGAUGUUUUGACCUUCAAUGUAACCAGGUUUUCAUUGGGAUGGUCACAAUGCAAUAUCAAGCUCAAACAGACAUGGUACAAUUAAUUGAGCAACUAGAAAGAGCCUGUAUAAGGUUUGUUCACUUUAGCAAAGAGAAUGAAUUAAGGUCCAGGGUAUUUUCGGAGAAAAUGGGACUCGAAAGUGGGUGGAAUUGUCACAUUUCACUGUUGAGCGAAAGGGCCAGGUCGGAGAGUCCUGUGGGUUACUGGGUGAGCCAAGCAGCAGCUAUGUUCUCACCCACACCCUCAACCCGAUCUCACCAGCAUAACCAUUCCUGCAUGGACGAGGCCAGCCAAUUGCUUAACCAUAUCUCCCCUCGUAGUAACCUGGAUAACAGUCGGGCAAUGAGCAUGUCGGCUCCGAGUGCUAUAAACACAGAAUUCACUACAGUCAAGUUCGAUGAUGAAACUACCGAGUGCAAUGAGGCAGAGCCAAUGCAGCCCAAGAGCGCAAUGAGUCACAGAGAGCAAGACACGAUGCAAAGCGAGGACAGUGUUCUUGUUCAGAGCGUCGAUUUGGGAUCAGGGCAAGAAGCUUGGCGCUCGUUGAGCUGUCUGACCGACAGCACGGAACAAAGCGCACCCGUCAAUUUUGAUAUGUCCAACAGAGCCAAACUACCUCGUGGCAUAGACAAGAUAAGGCCACAUAUCGAACUUAUCGACAACGUUCCACUGCUCGUGUCUCUCUUCACAGACUGCAAUACCGCAGUUACCCGAGAAAUGCUCCAUAUUAUGCAGGACUAUGGAGAAGUUGUCUGCGUUCUGGGCUCUUCGGCUAACGCAGAGAACAUGCCAAUAUUCAUGCAGGCUGACGCGGGAGUCGCCGUAGAACCUCUCUAUCCUCAAGUCUGUCAGAAAGUGCCAGUUAUGAUGCCGACGACGGAAGAUCAAGGACCGUCACCUGUCGACCUCAGCAGAGCUUUAAAUUCCAUUUCCUGUUCACUGAGCAUUAGACGCGAGGAUCCGAUUGCCUUGUAUCAUCUAGUUAUGGAGGCCCGCCACUACAUGCAAUGUGUCUGGAAUUGCGUGCAAUUUUGGAUUUGCUGCGUAGUCACUCUGUCGAUGGCACAACUAUUGUCCGGCUUCCUGAUGCUGCCGCCACUGUUUUCGGUAGGACAAGUGCUCUGGUUGAGCUGUUUGAUUAUUCCGCUGUUAUCGGUAUCCCUUGUUGCGACUCCCACAGAUCCUACAAUUAUGCAAAGAGCUACCGGAAAGAAUCAGUGCUUAGUUAACGGACAGGUCGCGUUAUUCGUCCUUUGGUGUUACGGCAGUAAAUUCGUACCAACUGUUGUAACAGUCGUCUUAUCUCAGGGUAUUUUACUAGCCAAUAUGUGUCAUAAAUUUUGGCAUGAAAAUUCUAAAUGUGUUUACGUCUACCCUCAACCUCCCCCUGCUCCUAAACUCGGAGCUGACUCUGACGUGCCUGUGCAAUGGGGUGGCUGGGGUUCAGAACCACUUGCUAUUCUGCUCGCCCAGCAUUUUGCUUUGGUACUAGCAGUCUUACAUUUUGUUACGAUCUCCAUCAGUUUUGUUCACCGUGAAUAUUCCGUUUGGCGAAAACAGCCGAUAAAAAACUGGACGUGGGUUCUGACCACUCUCAUCGUGCUUGGCGCACAGGCCAUUUUCUCCGGAAUAAUAUUUUGGCAAUGUUGGACGGUAGAGUUCAAAAGAUUAGAUAACUUUCAACUUCAAUUGCCACUGUUUUUCCUGUUCUCCGUUCCCCUCAUUUUCGCGAUAAAUGAACUAGUGAAAUGGCAAGAAAUUAAAGCGAACGUGAGGUAUCAAAAGAGGGCCAGAUUGGAAUUUGGCACAAAACUCGGGAUGAAUUCACCGUUUUAAUCGAAUAUUGCCAAUUUGUAAUAUUUUUUGUAAUUUGUAAAUACGGUACCCAAUUAAGUGUCUAGGUUCUGAAGUACUCACUUGAAUCCCUCAGAACCGGCGAUCGAUUUUCUUUUAAAAAUUUUUUCAAAUCUUUUUUCCAAUCCAACCACAUACUGCCGUCUUUCUAUAAAUAAUUAAUUAUUAGCUGUACAUAAUACCGCGUAAUCUUCAGGGAUUGCGUCAUAUCCACGAGGUCCUAGCAUUUUUUUUUUCCAGAAUCCUCAUUCUAUUGGAAUAUACCCCUUUCUUGGUGCUUCGAUGCAACAAAAACUGCACAAUUCACCG